AUGGCAUUCUCUUUAGCAUCUGCCUUAUCAUUUUUGGAUGAUCCCAGUUUAGACUGGAAAGCCAUUAUUACUGGCUUAACCAUUGCUCAGUUUGCUUUUGAAAAUUAUUUAAGUUAUAGACAAUAUCAAGUUUUAAAGAAAACUUCACCACCUCCCUCUUUGAAAGCUGAAAUUAGUCAAGAAACCUUUAAUAAAUCCCAAGAGUAUUCUAGAGCCAAAGCUAGAUUUGGUUUCUUCACUCGUGGAUUUGGUCUUGUUCAAAAUCUUCUUACUAUUAAAUAUGAUAUCAUUCCAAAACUUUGGAAUGCUAGUGGAUUCGUUAUGCAAAAAUUAGCUCCAAUCUUACCAAAAGCCAUGAGCGGUAUUAUUACUCAAUCUUAUUUCUUUAUGCAUGUUACUCUUGUCUCUCAAUUGCUUUUUUCGUUACCUUUGGAAUAUUAUAGUCAAUUCGUUUUGGAAGAAAAAUAUGGCUUCAAUAAACUGACUAUUGGUUUAUGGAUUACUGAUACAAUCAAGUCCUUGUUGUUAAGUAUGACUUUUGGUCCUGCUAUUGCGGUUGGGUUUUUAAAAAUUAUUGAUUACUAUGGUGACUCUUUCAUUUUCUAUACCUGUGGAUUUGUCUUAUUUGUUCAAUUAGUUGGUAUGACUAUUUUCCCACUUUUCAUUCAACCAUUAUUCAAUAAAUUCAGUCCUUUGGAAGAUGGUGAAUUGAAAACCGCUAUUGAAAAAUUGGCUUCAGAGCAAGAAUUCCCAUUAACCAAAUUAUAUGUAAUUGAUGGCUCAAAGAGAUCCUCCCAUUCUAAUGCUUAUUUCACUGGUUUACCAUGGAGUAAACAAAUUGUUUUAUAUGACACCUUGAUUAAUCAUUCAACCGUUGAUGAAACGGUUGCUGUUUUGGCUCAUGAAAUCGGUCACUGGAAAUUGAGCCACUUACCUCAAUUGUUAGUUUUCUCCCAAACUCAUGUUUUCUUAUGUUUCUUAGUCUUUUCUGGAUUUAUCAAAAAUAGCUCUUUAUUCAAGUCUUUUGGUUUCUUUAAUGUUCAACCAACCAUCAUUGGUUUCACUUUAUUCAGUGAUAUCUUUUCUCCAUUUGAAUGUUUAUCACAAUUUGCCCUUAACUUAUUAACCAGAAAAAACGAAUAUCAAGCCGAUGCUUAUGCCAAAAAAUUUGGUUAUUCUGAAGAUUUAGCCAGAGCUUUGAUCAAAUUAUUAAGUGAAAACUUAUCUGCCAUGGAUGCUGAUUGGUUAUAUUCUUCUUAUCAUCACUCUCAUCCAAUCUUAGCUGAAAGAUUGAAUGCAAUUGGGUAUGUUUCAAAAGAAAAGAUUGCCCCUGAACCUGUUGAUAAAAAAGAAGAUUAG
Messenger RNA from Hyphopichia burtonii NRRL Y-1933, 1359 nucleotides. It is a transcript of the gene STE24, whose product is annotated as zinc metalloprotease. The transcript has 2 exons. Gene Ontology annotation, biological process: CAAX-box protein processing. The record is from RefSeq and is a predicted model, not a curated record. Gene Ontology annotation, molecular function: metalloendopeptidase activity. Gene Ontology annotation, cellular component: endoplasmic reticulum membrane. Bases 1 to 1359 code for a protein of 452 amino acids. Lineage: Eukaryota; Fungi; Ascomycota; Pichiomycetes; Serinales; Debaryomycetaceae.